Molecule: messenger RNA, 4561 nt
Organism: Schistosoma haematobium
Lineage: Eukaryota; Metazoa; Platyhelminthes; Trematoda; Strigeidida; Schistosomatidae
Gene: LRRC51
Product: Leucine-rich repeat-containing protein 51
Exons: 5
Coding region: 434-1027 (197 amino acids)
Molecular function (GO): protein binding
Source: RefSeq, a predicted model, not a curated record
CGUAGCCUUUUCAUGGAUAUUACAAAAAUCUGAGAACAGUAGAUCGAUUCUUACUAGAACAUAGGGUGCUCAAAGGUGGAGGCUCGGUGACCCAUAACAUCCUAAAACCAGUCAAUAGCAACUUCAAAACUUGUAUAAGAUACUCCGGAUAUUUAUACAAGCUACCCAUUACAUUAUUGGAAAUUAGACGUUUUACUCAUUUCUGUCAAGGAAACGUCACCAGCGCACUUUGAGUAACUUUGUGGCAGCCCAUUCCAAACUACACUACCAACUCAUAGUCUUGAUUAAGAAAUUGUAAUAAUCUCACACUUGUGUUGUUACAGACCGCUUUAAAUUAAUUACCCCAUUAAACGUUCUCUAGGGAUCACUGCACCUAACAUUUCACCACCACAAAAAUUACGUUAAAGCUAGAGAAAAACAUAUUAGAGGUGAUAUGACUGAAUUGGCUGACAAAAAAUGUGAUGAAACACAAUUAAGCGAGAGACCAGGUAUUUUUCAGCCUUUGGAUUAUUCGUUUCUGAAUAUAAAAAACGUAUCAGAUUUAACUGUGUGUUGUCCGAGAAUAAUACCUAGUAGCAAUUCGGUCAUUAAAAAGGAUAUAAAUGAAAAAUGGGUUACUCGGACUCUGAAAAUAAAUAACAACCAAAUAGAGGACAUUUCUACACUACCUGUUGUGGUUCAUGAGCUUUUCGGAGACACGUCCAGCUUAACGUGGUUAGAUAUAUCUUGUAACAACAUACCCAGUAUUCCAAAUUCUUUUAGUAGUCUUAAACACCUGAAAAUCAUCUAUAUGCAUGGAAAUAAAAUAGCAACACUCCAGGAAGUGAUAAAACUCAGACAGUUACCGAAGCUCACGAAACUUACGUUACAUGGGAACCCCAUUGAGAAGGAGAAGGUAAUGACUUAUAUCAGUUCACUGAAACAGCUACUGUUGACCAUGCUGUUCCGUUUUUUAGAAGAACAUACGUCCCAACUCUCAUUGCGACAUCAUCAAGCCAAUUAUGUGGCUUUUGGCCAAGUAUCAUGAUACAUUUUCUAUGCUAAAAAUAGCCUCUUAUAAACACCUAAGGGCUCGAAACAAGCCCUUGAAUUUCGUAGUACAAAUUCUUGUUGUGAGUGGUUUACAUAAGUGUGAAAUGAGGGAACUAAAAAAUACAGUAAGUUGAGAGGGGCUGUGCUUUCCCUACUCUUGAGAAAUAGAGUAGGCAGGCUUAUCUUGAGGAAAACCACAACAAACUUGUUACAAUGUGGAGAUAACUCCUUUUGGCAUCAUAUAUACUGUGACGACGAUCAUGGUCAAAAGAAUCGUUCACUAAAACACACGCACGAUACAAACACUAAAAAUUGACAUUGCAGUUUGAGGAUUACAUGAUAGUAGAUAUGGACAUAGACUUCCUAAAAGUAUAAGAGGAAGAACAAACUAAAUUCCCUUCGCAUGUUUGUGAUGUGAUAUACGACUUGGAAAUUAUUAUUAAUAAAAUGGCAGCAUUUUUUAUGAUCGGAGCAUCAUGUUUGCAGUGGUGAAGAAACCUUUAUUGGAAUCCGAUAAACCUUAGGAUUGUCAACAUCUUACUUAGUAAAGUUCAUUCAGUUCAAUGUUUUUUUCUUUCUGCAGGGUUACUUUCACACGGUUCUCUCAAUAUUACCAAACCUAGUAACUCUCGAUUUUACUGGAAUCUCGCAGGCGGACAAACAGACUGCCGCACUGAUCAGACGUCCUGGUCAGAACAAACAUUGAAAGAGGGGAUCUCUCCACAUCGUCAGUUUCUAAAAUAACCAUUGGAAGUGUACCAAACGAAAAACUAAAACUGCUAAAGACAAUGAAACAGAGUAUAUUUUGCCAAUUGCUUUUUUGUCGAAAGACCCUCAUCCCUUUUAGCUUAUACUUUUCUAGUUGUUUUGAUAAUGAUACAUUUAAAAUUGGAAUUAUUCUAGUAAUGCAUAACACAAUAAUCGCAUUUUGAUGACAAUUUGAGAAUACGGAAAUACCGAAAGCUUAAUUUUGCUUUACAUGCAAGAUACAUACGCAGAUGAUAUAGUCAUGUUUCGUGAAGACGCUGAUAAAAUGCAGUCUUUUGGUGGCUCUGAGCAACAAUACUAGAAUGUUUGGGGUGCGCUUCUCUCCUUUUAAAUGCAAAUUGUUGCUCCAGGACUGGCCUGCAUCAACACCCAAACUAAAGAUAGGGAGUGAAGUAGUCGAACGCGUUGACAACCUCACUUAUCUUGGAAGUCUGAUCAGCCAUAAUGGGUUCGUGUCCGACAAAAUCUCAGCACGGAUUCGGAAAGCUUCUUCGGCUUUUUUGCCAACAUACGUCACCUAUGGUGAAUGCGAGAUAUCCGUCUAUCAAUUAAGGGACAAGUAUACUGCGCGACAGUUCGUUCCAUUCCGCUUUACGGCUGCGAAAUGUGACCAUUAAGAGUUGAAGAUACACGUAAGCUACUAGUAUUUAACCACAGAUGCAUUAGAAAUAUUGCUCGCAUCUGCGGGGAUCACCGGGUAAGUAAUAGUGAAGCUAGACGCAGGGUAUUAGGGAGUGAUGGUAAAUAAGUUGACGAGGUUGUGAAUCUUCAUCGACUGAGAUGGUUGGGUUAUGUAUACAUGAACACUGAUUACCACGACGCGCAUGCUGACUAGUGUAGGGGCGGCCAAACCAAAGCAUGGCACCAGUGCUUGAAGUCACUAACUUCUAGUCUUAGUCAUGUCUGUAGAUGCAGACCACUUGGUUGGGGUCCGCGUGACUAUCGUAACCAAUGGUUGGAGACUCUUGGUGACAUGGCUGAGAAUGGAUCACAAUAGUGUAAGUGUAUACACUCUUUGUCCUCUCUUAAACUGUGAGAUUAAAAUUGCUUUGUAUCUUUCUUCCUACCAACUAACUCUUUCUGCCUGUACUAUAUCCUUAUAUGCAAUCUUUCUUUUAUAUAUUACCACCAUUGAAUUUACUACUUCUAUGAAUCCAGUGUUCAUCUUGAUGUGCUAAUGAGGUUUGGCAACUUGGACCGAUGCACAUAUGUGCCUGGCCCUACGUUGUAACUGACUGACGCAAGAGAUAUUCGCGAGAACUUACACAAGAUGAUGAUUUAAACUGAAAAUAGUGAUAAACCUUGUUGUAUGUUAAUUUUCAAAAGGUUUAUGUUAUGACUGGCCAUAGUUGAAUGCUAUGCCUGAAUCUCUUGUUUUUAUACUCGGGACAACGAGGAACCACUGCAAUUCCAUCGACGCGAAGUAAGAACAUCAAGACUGGUACAAAUGAGGAUUUAUUAACUCUAAAACACGACGACGACCCUAGUCGAAAAUGCACUCACAUAUUAAUUGUACAGAUGUUGAUUAUUAAUUAGAAGGGAAUCACAUAUAUGAAAAAUACCUAGAGUUGUAACAAAUUACAUGCUGCAUGUCAUGCUGAGUAUAGUUCACGUUAAUUUAAUACAAGAAUACCGUAUCUUGAACAAACGCCACACUCAAAUAACUUGAUGUUAUGCUGAAUAUAAUAUAUUGGAAAACGAAACAAAUACUACCCUGGGUAACCAUCACACUGAAUUAAAAUUGAAGUAAUGUUGGACAAAAAUAACAAUGGGUAACGGAAUAUAACUUGCUUUUAAAUCCCGUCAUAUCGGCUCUUCCAUGUUGUUUCAAAUGAUCAAGUUUACUUGAGAUAGUAAAAUGACGAGAAGCUCACCCAGAAACACUUAAAACUACUUGUCAAGACCGAUUUUUAAACAACUGUUCUACUUCAGUUCCUACUAAUUUUAAGAGAUGUAUCAAAAUCCAUGAUCACAACAGUUCACAACAUUUUAAUAUUCACACUCAAGACAAAUUAGUGUAAUACAACAGAGCUAAUCUUAUCUGUUAAAAUCACAACAGAAUAGAUUGGUUAAAGUGAAAGACUUAUGCUACUGUGGAUGUUAGAUCAAAUGAGGUUUUCUAAAACUAAAUUCUGAGAUAUAAUUGUAUCUAAUAAAAACUAAUUGGCACUGCUUCACCAAGAGAUAGAUAGGUAAGGAAGUUAACGAGAUGUUUAUACUGAUAUCUAAUUUACGAGUAAGCUACACAGAAAAAAAAGAUAGUCGUUAAAACAAGGUGGACAAGUUGAAGUACUGAUAAACAGUAGUGAGUGAUGGAAGAGAAUACACCCUGGACUAGUCGGCAAGGCAUGUCUACAAUAACAGUGAUACUCUACGACGUUGGUAAAUCUGAAGAGGCCAAUUGGUGACUAAUAAUAUCCUUAGCAGAUUGUAAGCAUAAAAUAUAAAAAUAUACACAACGCACCUAAUACACAUCACACGAAAAGCACACUCCUCUCUUCAAAAAGUAGGAAAUUUUUACGGAACUCAUCAUAAUACGCAUCUACAACUUUUUGACUGAAGUAAACGUUUCAAGUUGGAAUCCAUCAAAGCGCAAGGACGUGUAAUUGAAUCAAGAUCCAAAAAAGCCAAGUAUAUCGCAAGGAAAACGGCUUUUUCGCAAAUAAGUUCCAAAGACGCUGAUAAGAUAGUCUACUUAACUAAAGAACCAGAGAUUUAUGUCAACAGUAUGGAGACAUCCUGGCCAGUUUUCAUUGUAUUU